UCAUUUCAUUAUUCUCCGUUUCGCCCAGAGGAGCGUGCAGAGCAAUAUCGUUGCCGUAGUAGCUUUCGUCGACGUCGGCACAAUUUUUCAAUAUUUUCGUCGCAAGUAUUUUUAGAUUUAAUUUUUGUGAAAAAGCAAAAAUUCUUUUCAACUUUUUGUCGGUCAGGAGAAUGGUCUAUGGGCUUACUCAAAAUUCAUCCGCUUCAAUACGGUUCACCUGAGGAUUAGUUCGAGAUUCGCAAGUGCUCUUCAUUUUGCCAUUCGAAAUGUGUUCCACGACAGUGCUGUGUCCAUUGUGUGCGGUUCCCAGUUUCAAUAGCAUCGAUGCCCUCCAGCAGAGAUUGAUCAAGGCAGCCAAUGGGCCAUUGGCUUGUCCAUUUCCAAACUGCAAAGAGCUGUUCCUAGGCCUCGAUAAGCUGACUAUUCAUCUGUUCAGUCAUACCAGCCUGAUGACGACAUCCACAUCCGAAACAGUCGCCAAAACAGAACCUCAACCACCAACUGCAGCUGUUCGAGAUGCUGCUUCUUUCGCAGCAAGUGUCGCAACCAGUUCGCCGUCGACUGCCACCGCUGGCUCGAAGAGGCGUGGUAAAAAGUCACGUGCCAAGGCUGUGGAACAGGCGAUUGUUGUUGUGCCCCCGCCAAUUACGCCUCCGGCCAGAUGCGAGAUCUGUGAGUUUAACUUUCGCAACGAUGAGUUGCGCGACAUUCAUUUUCGGCUAGUGCAUGAGAAUGGCGAUGGCGCGGAUCAGGGGGCAGGAGCAGCAGGGCAACAACAAGAGCCGUAUAAGUGUCAUCUCUGUUCCAAGACGUUUCGCAUGAAGGGUUCGCUGCGUGUGCACCUCAAGGUGCUGCACACAAUUGGCUGCAGCAGCAACAGCCACAACAUGGGUUGUGCCAAUGGUGGUCAAGCCAUCAAUCCUACGCCCAAAAUCAGCAUUUGCGAUCGGAUACGGCACAAGGAGGCAACCGCAGGCAAUGGUAAUGCAUCGACUAUACCUAGCAGCAGUAACAACAUCAACAACAAUAGCAAUAACACCAGCACAAGCACUCAGCCCUACGCCUUGAGUGGAGCCAUUUGCAUGCUAAAACAGGAGGUCACGACUCCGGCAGAUGCUGCACCGACAGCGGAAUAUGGCAGCACACCUAAGAAUUGGGAGUGCGAUGUGUGCGCCAAACUUUUCACCACCAAAUACUUCUUAAAGAAGCACAAGCGACUGCACACGGGAGAGAUGCCGUACACAUGUCAAUUCUGUGCUCGCACCUUUACCUUCCAGCAGUCCUACCAUAAGCAUUUACUCUACCACAGUGAGGUGAAGCCACACGCUUGCGGCAUCUGUGGCCGCGCCUUCAAGGAACUGUCUACCUUGCACAAUCAUCAGCGUAUCCACAGUGGCGAGAAACCCUUCAGGUGUGAAGUCUGCGGUAAAUGUUUCCGGCAACGCGUUUCCUUUCUGGUGCACACGCGAAUUCACACUGGGGUGAUGCCGUACAAGUGUGAGCAGUGUCAGAAAACCUUUCGCUAUAAGGUAUCGCUACGCACGCACAAAUGCACUGUUGGUCAAGCAGACGACUCGCAGCAAACCCCUGAACAACUGAUAAAAGCACUUUUGGACUCCAAUGGGGUAGUUGACACUGCUCCUGCAACUCAACUCAACUCAUCAGCCAGUCCAGCGUUGAUUGGCAUUCCCAUGAAUGGCGGCGACCAUGAGGCACUGCUAUCGCAAACAAUUGAUGAUAUUGUCGUUGAAAGCUGUCAGAAACUUGGCAUUUGUGGCGUGGAGCCCCAUCGCCAGCCCCAACCGCUACAGCAACCUGUAAUUAUGGACAGCAAUGUGCAGCAUUACGAUGGCAGCAACUCGCCCUUGCAGCAAAUGCAGAAUCUGCGACUUUACUCGCCGCAACAACAAACAGAUCAGCCUAGCUCCGAUGGGGAGCUUUUUCGCCGCUUUUUUGAUGGAUGCCACGUAGAAAGCACUACUCAAAAAAAAAAGAUAUCCUUUUUUUACUAG
Molecule: messenger RNA, 2012 nt
Organism: Drosophila sulfurigaster albostrigata
Lineage: Eukaryota; Metazoa; Arthropoda; Insecta; Diptera; Drosophilidae
Product: zinc finger protein ZFP2
Exons: 2
Coding region: 267-2012 (581 amino acids)
Biological process (GO): regulation of transcription by RNA polymerase II
Cellular component (GO): nucleus
Molecular function (GO): RNA polymerase II cis-regulatory region sequence-specific DNA binding; DNA-binding transcription factor activity, RNA polymerase II-specific
Source: RefSeq, a predicted model, not a curated record